UUAAAAAUUGGAGCAGCUGUUUAAAUUAGUGUUCACAAAUCAACGAAGUAGAGUUACGUAUUCGCACCGGGUCCGGGAUUUGGAAAUUAUGUUGAAGGGCCUGCGGCAUGUGCGGAAUGUGUUGCAGCGCGGUGGCACCCAGUUGGCACAUAUUGCCAGUGCUGCGGGGCAGCCCCAAAGGAUUUGCCGGGAGUUGUCGCUUCUCCAACUCAGCCGGCGGCAGGUGAUGCAACUGCAGGCGGAAUAUAAGGCGAUUGUGGGGUUAAUAGCCCGCUCCCUGCAACUGACUCCGAAAGAAGUGCGAGUCAUGCACCUGCGCAGCCUAAGCACCGCUGAGAAACCUCCUAAAAAUCCCACUCCAUCAGAGUGCACGGCGGAAAAGCCUGGAAAGGACGGAGCCAAGAAUGAAGGCGAUCCGUCCAAAGAGAAGCAAAAGCCAGCUGCCGCGGCAGACAGCAGUGAAAAAAGCAGUAAAGCCUCAGCAGACGAUGCGUCUAGCAGUCCUAACCCUAGCCCCACCACAUCCACUAGCGAGCCUGGGGAGGAUCCCAAUAAAAACAGCAACGAGAAUGACGAAAAGAUGCGUUCCGUACUGACCAAGGCCGUACUUUGGCUUUUUACGAUCUAUAUGUUUGUGGCAUUCUUCUCCUUGCUGAUUACCCCGCGUUCUGAGAGACCAGAGGGCUCCACGCGAUAUGUUUCCUGGAACGAGUUUGUCCACCACAUGCUGGCCGUGGGUGAGGUUAAGGAGUUGAUCAUACGACCCGACAUGGAAAUGGUCACCAUCAUCUUGCAUGAGGGAGCCGUCAUUAAGGGUAGGAAAGUAGCCUCUACAAUCUUCCACAUGGCGGUGGCUGACGCCAAUAAAUUCGAAGAGAAACUACGCGAGGUGGAGAAGCGUUUGGGAAUCUCGGAUGGUGUUCCGGUAACCUACGAUCGUCAGACCGACACCACUGGCCGUAUUCUAAUGCUGCUGCUCGUCUGCGCCCUGCUUAUGUCCAUUGCAACCCGCAUGAAGAGCAUAAAGAGUCCGCUUAGCAUGGAUUCGUUUAACCAAAUGGGACGUGCCAAGUUCACGUUGGUGGAUCCCUUCGAUGGCGGUCGUGGUGUACUCUUCCGAGACGUGGCUGGUCUCAGUGAGGCAAAACAGGAGGUAAAAGAGUUUGUUGAUUACCUCAAGUCCCCGGAAAAGUACCAGCGCCUAGGCGCCAAGGUGCCGCGUGGAGCACUGCUUCUGGGCCCACCGGGAUGCGGCAAGACGCUGUUGGCCAAAGCGGUGGCCACUGAGGCCCAGGUACCGUUCCUCAGCAUGAACGGUUCCGAGUUCAUUGAGAUGAUUGGUGGCCUGGGAGCGGCGCGAGUGCGCGAUCUCUUCCAGGAGGGCAAAAAGCGGGCGCCGUGUAUCAUCUACAUCGAUGAGAUAGACGCCAUCGGUCGGCAACGUUCGGGAACGGAGAGCAUGGGACAAGGCAGCUCUGGUGAGUCUGAGCAGACGCUGAACCAGCUCCUAGUCGAGAUGGACGGAAUGGCCACAAAGGAGGGCGUGCUGAUGUUGGCCAGCACAAAUCGGGCCGACAUCCUAGACAAGGCCCUUCUGCGACCUGGUCGUUUUGAUCGUCACAUUCUCAUCGAUCUCCCCACGCUGGCGGAGCGAAAGGAGAUCUUCGAGAAGCAUCUGUCUUCGGUGAAACUGGAGUCGUCGCCCACGACUUUCUCACAGCGUUUGGCUCGCCUGACGCCGGGUUUCUCGGGUGCAGACAUCGCCAACGUGUGCAAUGAGGCUGCCCUGCAUGCCGCCCGUAAUACACAAAAGGAGGUUAGCAGCAAGAACCUUGAGUACGCCGUGGAGCGCCUUGUUGGCGGUACUGAGAAGCGCUCGCAUGCCUUGACACUAGCGGAGCGCAAGGUGAUCGCCUACCACGAAUCCGGACACGCUCUAGUGGGCUGGAUGCUUCCUAAUUCAGAUAUUCUGCUAAAGGUAACUAUUGUGCCGCGGACCAGUUUGGCACUGGGAUUCGCCCAAUAUACCCCGAGCGAACAGCAUUUGUACAGCAAGGAGGAGCUGUUCGACAAGAUGUGCAUGGCGCUUGGUGGUCGGGCGGCAGAGAAUCUGGUCUUUAAUCGUAUUACGACGGGCGCCCAGAACGACCUGGAGAAGGUGACGAAGAUUGCGUACUCGCAAAUUAAGAAAUUCGGCAUGAACGAUACCCUGGGACCCAUUUAUGUCCGCGAUGCGGAUGAGACGGAGGGAGGCGGUGCAAUGGGCAGCGGUGGCAAGAAACCCUUCUCGCGGGCUAUGGAAAGCAUGAUAGACAACGAGGCGCGUCAUGUGGUGGCCAGUGCCUACCAAACAACUGAGGGCAUACUUACAACUCAUCGCGACAAGCUGGAAAAGCUGGCUGAGGCUCUGCUAGAGAAGGAGACGCUAGACUACGACCAAGUGGUGAAACUGAUUGGACCGCCGCCGUACGAUCUGGGUAAACGGCAAGUGGAUGGCGUGGAGUUCGAGCAGUCACUGAAGAACCUAGGCAGCGAUACGGACGCCUCGAAAACCUGAGGCUCUGAGUCAAACUCAGAUUCAGAGUGAUAGUUGUAGAGUCAGAGAGUCAUAGAGUCACAGUCAUUUAUCAUACGCCACGUGCCCCGAGUCGCUCACCUUUCCGCCCGCCCUGGUUCAUGUUCGUUGAAUGUAAAUAAAGUUGUUUACCUUUUUAAAUGA
Molecule: messenger RNA, 2719 nt
Organism: Drosophila eugracilis
Lineage: Eukaryota; Metazoa; Arthropoda; Insecta; Diptera; Drosophilidae
Gene: Spg7
Product: paraplegin
Exons: 7
Coding region: 89-2557 (822 amino acids)
Biological process (GO): mitochondrial protein processing; protein-containing complex assembly
Cellular component (GO): membrane; m-AAA complex
Molecular function (GO): zinc ion binding; metalloendopeptidase activity; ATP binding
Source: RefSeq, a predicted model, not a curated record